AUGUCAGUUCCCUUUCACAAUCCAUCAGUGUCUCGAGCAGAUGGGCCUGCUGUUGGUACUAGUAAUGCAGUGGCCGCACAGUGGCAGCAAGAGCGAUAUGGAGGAGCUCGUUUGCAGCAUAUGGCUGCCUGCGCCAGCAUGACCGAUACAGGUAACCACGCAGCUGGAGUUAUAUGGAACCCAAGCAUGGAAGAUCCUGAUGGUGUCUCAGCCAGAGGCUCGCAUGCUAGUCAGAUGGUUGAAAAGCGAGAGGAUGAGGAAAGGGUGAUAGCACAACCUGGUCUGGCCGAGGACGUUACACAAGGAGACGAGACGACGUACGAAGAAGUUAUGCCUGAACAGCUCCUGCCUCCGCCAGGCUUUCAGCCGUUCUUCACUUUAGUCGAGGAUCACGAGACUGGCGAGCACUACCAUCCUACCGUGCAGUAUGUGUUCACGGACGACGACCCGGAAGACCUGACAGCAGGCUUACUGCAUGCGAUUGAGCAGCAGACUGGUCAGGCAGAAGUGGAGGAGAGGAUUGUGAUACUGGAUAUGUUGUCUGACGGCAAGACUGUCCAAGUAGCUUCGUCGCUCAGUCCGCACUGGCAAUCAUUGCAGGCGUCUAUCUCACAAGCGCCGAGCUGGGGUGGCACUUCGACCGAUGACCAAGGCCGGCUUAUGAUCCGCACGUCAAUUCGGCAACAUCGAUGA
Molecule: messenger RNA, 693 nt
Organism: Recurvomyces mirabilis
Lineage: Eukaryota; Fungi; Ascomycota; Dothideomycetes; Mycosphaerellales; Teratosphaeriaceae
Exons: 2
Coding region: 1-693 (230 amino acids)
Source: RefSeq, a predicted model, not a curated record